Molecule: messenger RNA, 2837 nt
Organism: Corvus hawaiiensis (hawaiian crow)
Lineage: Eukaryota; Metazoa; Chordata; Aves; Passeriformes; Corvidae
Gene: SPRY4
Product: sprouty RTK signaling antagonist 4
Exons: 2
Coding region: 219-1115 (298 amino acids)
Biological process (GO): animal organ development; negative regulation of MAP kinase activity; negative regulation of fibroblast growth factor receptor signaling pathway
Cellular component (GO): membrane; cytosol
Source: RefSeq, a predicted model, not a curated record
CCAGGCAGGCGGGUGCAGCGCCGCGGCCGCCGCUGACAGCGCCGCGCUCGCAGGUCCCUGCCCGCAGCUCCAGCCGCUCCUGCCAGGAUUCUCCCAGGUCCGGCCCCCUCGUCCGCCUCGCAUUUGGGAUUAACUCGCCUAUGGAGAGAUGGUCUUAGCUGAAUUAUUUAAAGACACUUAAGCACAGAUUUUGCCCCAGUAGUCAGACUGCUUUCUCAAUGGAGCCCCGGAUUCCCCACAACAUCACCGUUGUCCCCAACUCUGUGAUGGUGCAGCCCUUGCUGGACAGUCGGAUCCCCUACGGGCGGCUGCAGCACCCGCUCACCAUCCUGCCCAUCGACCAGAUGAAGACCACCCACAUCGAGAACGACUACACCGACAACCCCAGCGCCUCCCAGCCACCAGCCCAGAAGCGUCCCCGAGCCCCCCACGAACUGGGCUUGAGCAGCCAGCAGCACCCGCAGCGCUGUGAGCAGGAUGUCACCCACCCCUGGAUCUCCUUCAGCGGGCGCCCCAGCUCCAUCAGCAGCAGCAGCAGCACAUCCUCAGACCAAAGGCUCCUGGACCACAUGGCCCCGGUGCCCGUGGCAGAGCAAUCCUCCCCCCGCGCCGUUCGCAUCCAGCCCAAGGUGAUCAACUGCAAGCCCCUGGACCUGAAGGGCACCGUGUCUCAGGAGCUGGACAAGCACUUCCUGCUGUGCGAGGCCUGUGGGAAAUGCAAGUGCAAGGAGUGUGCCCUGCCCCGGACUCUGCCGUCAUGCUGGGUGUGCAACCAGGAGUGUCUCUGCUCGGCGCAGAACCUGGUCAACUACUCCACCUGCAUGUGCCUGGUCAAGGGCGUCUUCUACCACUGCACCAACGAGGACGACGAGGGCACGUGUGCCGACCACCCCUGCUCCUGCUCCCACUCCAACUGCUGUGCCCGCUGGUCCUUCAUGAGCGCCCUGUCUCUGGUGCUGCCCUGCCUGCUCUGCUACCUGCCAGCCACCGGCUGCGUCAAGCUGUCCCAGAGAUGCUACGACCAAGUGAGCCGGCCCGGAUGCAGAUGCAAAAACACAAACAGUGUCAUUUGCAAGGCAUUGCCCGAGAGCAAAGGGGCAGAAAAGCCCUUCUAAUAGUUUGGGAGGACGGAGUGGGAGGAUGCUCUGCGGAGCAGGGUGGUGUUGGCUCUUUUUAAUAACCUGUGUUCUGAAGAGAGCGUUAGCCUCUUGCCUUCGGAGAAAGCAGAAGCAACUAUUUCCACAAACUGAAGCACUUUGGGUUAUUCAGGGAUUUUGGAACUGGUCACAGUUUAAAUAAAUGGGGCCAAAGGAGGAACGUUAAUAAUGCAGAGUGAAGGCUACAAACCCACGUACAUCAUGAAGUACAGCUGCUGAAACACUCCCGCCUUGGACGGACAGCUGCUCACCAGGCCUGCACACCACAGGAACCAUUAACUGCUCGCUUGGCAGGCACCGCCUCACAACCAAUCCCCAUUCCCAGCUGCAAAAAGCUGCUCUCAAUUCGGAUUUGGGGCAGGCUUCUUGUUUCCUCUCUCCUUCCAAACCCCAGCUCGCUCCCAGCAGCCUGUUGAAGGUGAUGGGGGAACUCCCUCCGCCCUCCUUCCCUCCUGCACACCACUCCAAGGGCUGGUUGCACACAAAGUACCUGUUUCUCAAAAGCUUUCUGUGUCCCUCAAAGAUUUUUGAACCAGAAGUGAAGCUACAUUUCAUUCGUUGAAGGGUCUUUUGCCUUUUGGGUGUAUCCCACCCCGGCCCCACUGGUUUGGACUCUCUUUCUAAAGCAAGAUGGUAGCAGGGCUGCCCCUCCCUGGAGGAAUUGCAGCAGGAUGCGUUCAGGCCGUUGUAUCAACACCGGGUCCUCCUACCUGUAAGCUGAUCCACAGCAUCAGGUUUCACUCAAUGGAAUAUGAGUUUUCCAUCACCAGGACAGCCCUGUUCCAGGAGGAUGGUGGCCGAUCCCAUUCCCCCCAGGCCCGCGCUUGCUCCCCCGAGGCCGGAGCAAAGGGGGUUUAACUCACGCCACAAAGCGAAGACAGGCGGGGUCUGUUUCCCUAAACCUCUUGAGCUCUGCUAAGAAGUCACACAAACCUAAGUGUACGAUGCACAUAGGUGUAUUUUUCUAGGGAUCUCAACCCAGCACCUCCUCUCCUGGAACAAGCUCUUCUUUGCUCAUUGAAUAUUAAGAUUUGGUUUUGUCUUGGGGGUGAAUGGCAUUUGCUCGAAGUACAGCCCAUUCCCCCACCCCUAUUGCUGCUGUUUGACUUUUGCCUCUUCUGUACAAAAGUGUCUUCUCAAAUGUAAAGAAUGCUUUUAAUGUUUAUUUUAGUGUUAACACACACUAGGGAAAGCCAGGGGAAAGAAGAGAGUGCAGUUAACAAAUGUGCCCGUGGUUUUCAGCACACAAAUAUUGGCUCUGUCCGUGCACUCAUCCUAGGGCUGGUUCUACCUUCCCCAAGGAUGCUGUAACCCCUCUCGACAACUACAAGGUGCUAAACAAGAAUCUUGGUCCAAACGUGCAACACUCUAAUGAGUAGGUAGGUACUUGUUGCAUGCAGGAAACUGACCUAGUCUCUCUUGGUGUUUUUAAUUAGAGGAGAUUUCCUCAGUAAAUGCACAGCAGUGACAGUGAAAUGUCAUCUCUAAUUAGAUAAGCAAUAGGCAGAGCUCGUGUAGCAGUUCCAGGAAUCCCGUUGGCCUGGCUGCGACGCAGCCAUGGGUAGGGGUUGGCAGGAGCAUCCUGAUGGGAACUCUGGUGGCUUUGGGUUUCAGAAUUCAGCUCAGCUGGAUGACUCGGGGUUUAGCUCAAUUGAAUUGUAGAUAUUUAUUGAAUGGGGG